Benincasa hispida (wax gourd) is the source of this 2803-nucleotide messenger RNA. RefSeq lists its product as uncharacterized. Gene Ontology annotation, biological process: RNA processing. Lineage: Eukaryota; Viridiplantae; Streptophyta; Magnoliopsida; Cucurbitales; Cucurbitaceae. The record is from RefSeq and is a predicted model, not a curated record. Gene Ontology annotation, molecular function: nucleotidyltransferase activity; RNA binding.
UCCGUACGUAAUUCCCUCCGUUUGUGCAAUACUAAACCGCGCCAUGCUUCAUUUCUCCUCUUCUCAUGGCGUCUUUUUCUCUCAUAGCCAACAACGCCUUCUUCACUUCUCGCCUCAUUGACCUAAUCAAGCUUCAGAGGCUCCGGCACGCUUCUAUUUACCCAGCAAUGGAUUUUCACUCACUGGGUCCUCAAGAUGCAGCAAACAACCACAUGCCCAAAUGGAAUAAAAUUGAUGGACGGGCGUUUGGGAUCACUCGUUCAAUGAUCCCAUCUUCAUCAUGGACCGUCUUGAAAAUUCUUCGUGAUAAAGGGUUUGAAGCCUAUUUGGUGGGUGGAUGUGUGAGAGACUUACUCCUAAACAGAGUACCAAAAGAUUUUGAUGUGAUUACCACAGCUGGACUUGAACAGAUCCGUAAACUAUUUCAUCGGGCACACAUUGUUGGGCGUCGUUUUCCUAUUUGUACGGUUAAUAUUAAAGGCUCCAUUACUGAGGUUUCAAGUUUUGAAACAGUUGCAGAACAUGCUGACGGAAAAGAAAGGGUAACAUCUUCUAAAACUCCAAAAAAAUGUGAUAAAAAGGACUUGAUCCGGUGGAGGAACUCUAUGCACCGGGAUUUCACAAUUAACAGUUUAUUCUUUGAUCCCUUUUUGAACAAAAUCUAUGACUAUGCUGAAGGGAUAGCAGACUUAAGGUCCUUGAAGCUGCGGACACUAAUUCCUGCAUCAUUGUCAUUCAAGGAGGACUGUGCUAGAAUUCUGCGUGGCUUAAGAAUUGCAGCUCGUUUGGGUUUGUCACUCUCAAAGGAAACUGAGACUGCAAUGCGUGAACUUUCUCCUUCCAUCACAAGCUUGGCUAAGUCCAGGUUAAUGAUGGAAUUGAAUUAUAUGCUAUCUUAUGGAGCAGCCGUUCCUUCUCUCUAUUUGCUUCAGAGGUUCAACCUGCUUGAAAUGCUGCUACCAUUUCAGGCUGCUUAUCUUGAUAAACAAGGCAUUAAGAAAUCUUCACUAAGUUCUAUAAUGUUGAUGAAAUUGUUCUUCAAUUUGGAUAAAUUGUUUUCUUGUGAUUGCCCUUCGGACUGCAAUAUAUGGGUUGCAUUGUUGGCAUUUCACAUGGCAUUAGUUAACAACCCUCAGAAUUCUCUUAUAGUUCUGGCUUUUGCUGCCACCUUGUACCAUGGGGAUUGGAAUGAAGGUGUGAAUUAUGCAAGAGAAAACUCUCUUUUGCAGAUCAAUUUAAGGCCAGAGAUUACGAGUUCGGCUCAAUUUACAUCCGAGGAGGAGCUUACUGAAGGGGUUACUCAUUUUGCUUCAAAAGUACAAGGUUGCAUAGCUGCUCUGACUUCAGCAGAUUCUCUCUUAGAAGCCAUGUCUACGUUUCCAGACUCUCCAUGCUCUAGUUUGGUACUUGUGUCAAAUAAAACUUCCAAAGAUGUUGCUAACAUUUUUGAAGCACUGGUGAAUGAUGUUGAAUCCUACAAAAACAAGAGACAGGGUUUUGACAUUGACUAUCAACUGCUUGGGAAGGGUACUUUGAGUGAGAGUAGAUAUGUCUUGGGAAAAGUUAUCUUGGAAACCCUGAAAGAUGCAAUUCUGCAGGGAGAUGGAAACAUUCUUUACAGGAAACAAAAUCUCUGUGUCGAUGCUACUACUGAGGAAACUUGUAAUUCACCAGCCGCUGAUUUGGUGAAGGGCCAAUUGAUUAAAAGAAACAAGAAAGUUCAAAAACUGCAAUCUGGUUUUGAAGUUAAGUGGGAAGCGAAUAAGAAAUAUAAGCUUGGAAGGAAGCAGGGAAGUAUUUCUGACGAGGUGGUUCAGAAUGGAAGGUGCAUUAACAUGGGAGUAGAAGCAUCUCAAUUACCCCUUGCUGGCUUACAUUCGAUGGAAGAGUCAAUGCUGGAGUCAAGCAAAUGUCAUCAGUUUGAAGUGGGGGCUGCUGAGAAUAUGCAAAAGAAUCCUGAAACCAUGGGGAAUGAAGUCAAGAACAUUAUUCCCUCCCAGGAAGCACGUGAUAAGGUUACCAAGGAGCUGCUUCACACUGGAAAGAUCAACCGGAGGAAGAUGGACAAAGUAGCAGGGCAGGAAGGAAAGUCCGUCAAGAAAGAGCAUCAUCAGGUGCCUCAGGGAAAGGAGAAUAUUGAAAAGAAACAUAGAGAUACAACAGAUGUCGAGCAGUGUAAGCGUCCACUGUCCAGCCUUUUCAAGUAAAUGCCUUUGGUGUGCGAAUCAGAAGCUGGUUGGGGAAUUGCUUCAAACUGGUCGUUAAAAGUGCAAUUCGAUUCACUUGUGUGAAGGCGUAUGAUUCCAGCUCCAUACUAGUUUGUAACCCAGGGAUUGAUCGCCUCAACACAAUCACCCCUGUUUGUUUCUGUUCAAUUGUUGGAGUUUUGGAUCUAGAAAUCCAACUGGAGUUGUUCGCGUUCCAAAACUAAAUGCCAAACAUCCGUCAUGACCGAGAAAAGAAGAGCCAAUGGAAUUAAAAUCAACACAUACAGCAAAUGGUCUUUCUAAAUCAUUCCUGUGUCUCUGUUAUCAUUAGGAGUUGCAAACUCAUGUUAGUAAAGGAGUUAGUUUCCCUGGUUCUGAAAACAAGUGGGUCAACAAAUUCAUGUAAAUUGUUCGGAUUCAAUUCAGUAAAUUUUGGUAGGUAGAGCGGUAAAUUUUUUUUUUUUUUUUUUUUUUCUAGUUUUGGACUUAUGGUCGACCCCUAUUGUGUUUUAGUUGAUAUAGCUAGACUAACAUUUGAUUAACCUCGUCCUUUUCCCUGCAUUCUAAUUAUCAUUGUUAUUUUUCUUCAUUUACCA